AUGGCCAGAGAGAGGAGUAGACCCAACAAAGGAACCAAGAAAGCCGACUCUACCGUCGGCGGCCCACCAACUCUCGGGAGGGUCCUGUCCGAACACAGCCCCCCGUCCAAUGCACUUAUGCACUGUCGGAGACCUUUUGCUAUGGGAACCUUCAACGCAUGCACAGCGAGAGAAGAAGCGAGGUUGAUAGAACUUGCACGCUGUGCAGAGGAAAGGGGAGUGGAGAUCCUGGGGGUCCAAGAGCACAGGAGAGUGCACACUGAUUACCCCAUCCUGUACUGCAGAGUGGAGAGAUGCAUGUUCAUUUCUGCAUCUGCUUGGAGGAACGAGGCCCAGGCCGCAACAGGUGGUGCAGGGUUAAUGCUGGGCCAACGGGCACGUAAGGCUUUCCGUCGGGUUUACCACCACACCAACAGGAUUCUGAGCGCUGACUUCUCGGGCAACCCAGUAACAACAGUCAUAGUUGUGUACUCACCCACCAACGUGGCACCAUCUGACGUGGUGGAGAAGUUCUUUGAGGACCUUGUAAGAGCGGUCCGUGGCGUCCCAGCGUGCAACUUCCUGGCAAUCCUUGGGGACUUCAAUGCAAGGCUUGGGCCAGAGGAUGCACCCUUCCUUUACCAUGACUCUACCAACCGCAACGGCACCUACCUCACUGCCUUCCUCAUGGAACACGAGCUACGGGCGGCGAAUACCAUCUUCCCGAAGAGAACAGGAAAGAGGUGGACCUUCCGAGACCGAGCCUCAGGAACACUACGGCAGCUAAAUUACAUCCUAGUGAGGAAGAAAUGGAGGAACUCCAUCCUGAAUGCUGAGCCAUACAGCACUUGUAGUUCUGUGGGCUCAGACCACCGUGUGGUCUCAAUGAGAGUUUGCCUGAGCCUCAGGGUCCCCAAACCAAGUACCAAGAUCCAGGAUAGCUGGAAAGCCUUCUCAGGUGACCCUGGCCUUCAAACCAGAUACACAGAGGAGGUGAGGAGACGAUUCCAGUAG
This is a messenger RNA of Nerophis ophidion (straightnose pipefish), 993 nucleotides long. Its product is annotated as craniofacial development protein 2-like. Bases 1 to 993 code for a protein of 330 amino acids. The record is from RefSeq and is a predicted model, not a curated record. The transcript has 2 exons. Lineage: Eukaryota; Metazoa; Chordata; Actinopteri; Syngnathiformes; Syngnathidae.